AUGGAAGAUGAAUUAGCUUUUUAGAAUCUUUAAAAUGGUAUAAAUCUUUAUUUUUCAUAUUUAAAGCAAUUGAAAAUAUGAAAAGAGAACGAGAUGAAUUGUUAUAAGAAUAUUAAAAAGAGAAAACAGAUUUCUAAGCAUUUGAUGCACAAAUUCGUAAGAUGCAAAUGGAAUUAGACUUAAGAGUAGCUAUUUUGAAAGAUAAAGAAUCUAAAUUAGCUAAUUACAAUAAAAUGAUAGAGGAGACAGAUCUAACAUAUCAUAGAGUAAAUUUAUUAACUGAAAAAUUGAAUAGAUUGUUGAAACAUCUAAUAGAUUAGCAGCUAAUUUAGAGAAAGAGACACAAUUUAUUAGAGAUAGAUUUAAACGUUAAUAAUAAAUUUGA
Paramecium pentaurelia is the source of this 385-nucleotide messenger RNA. The record is from the annotation of a GenBank genome assembly. Lineage: Eukaryota; Ciliophora; Oligohymenophorea; Peniculida; Parameciidae.